This is a messenger RNA of Corythoichthys intestinalis (scribbled pipefish), 5821 nucleotides long. Its product is annotated as gastrula zinc finger protein XlCGF52.1-like. The transcript is spliced from 3 exons. The record is from RefSeq and is a predicted model, not a curated record. Gene Ontology annotation, biological process: regulation of transcription by RNA polymerase II. Lineage: Eukaryota; Metazoa; Chordata; Actinopteri; Syngnathiformes; Syngnathidae. Bases 852 to 2354 code for a protein of 500 amino acids. Gene Ontology annotation, cellular component: nucleus. Gene Ontology annotation, molecular function: RNA polymerase II cis-regulatory region sequence-specific DNA binding; DNA-binding transcription factor activity, RNA polymerase II-specific.
UAGUAAGUGACCGAUAAAUGCCCCAUAAUCAUACAAUGCUCUUAACAAAUAGUUCAAACACAUAUUCCCACAAAAACGGCUAAAUAUACCUUUACACUAAAUUACGAAUGCAUUAAAAAAAACAUGAGUUCAAACAAAAAACUUAAACAGCUUAUGUUGGUCUUAAGAUGGAGCAACUGGAUUCAGCUAUGUGAAAUGAGGCAGACUAGAGGGCAGUUUAUCCACCCAUAUCAAUAAAACUAAAGGCAAACACUUUCAAAACAAACCAUUACAACGCCACUUUAAAGGGUAUGUAGCGGCAAAGGGGCUGUGAGACAUCAAUAGAACAGUUAUGUGCCAAGAUAACAAAUAUUGAUAAAGUUAACAAAAAAAUCAGUCACAUUAAUGAGCAAUUAUCGAAAAUAGAUCGAAAAUGACGAACAUUCCCGAAAGUGUUCCGGAAACAGCCGAAUGGAGCGGGGACGUCACGAUAAGUGAUUGACAGUCGAGGCGGAGCCAGGUGCCAUUGUUUUUUUAACGACGAGAGAGUAGCGUUGGGGUUUGUUUGACGAAAACAUCACAAAAAUGGUUCAAAACUGCUGUGCUAUGUAGUGUACAAAUAGUUAUUUAUCGGAAUUUAGUAUCCAUGAGUUCCCGAACGCGAAAAAAAAAGCUGGACAACGCAGACAAUGGGUAAAGUUCGUCCGUGCAAAGAGGGCUAAUUUUCUAGACACAGCCUCCGGCACGCUUUUCUGUGGUGCGCAUUUUCCACCUGAAAGCUUCUCGAACUAUGGACAAGUGAAAUCGGAUUUUGCUAAAAGAUUGCUGCUCAAAGGAGAUGCGGUGCCGACCAUACACGCGCAGCGACCUAAAUGUCCCGAGAUAUCAAGAAAGAGGACGAUGAGUGGCAAAGGAGGGGAGCAGCCAAGCUUGAAAUGGCCAGAGAGAAGAGUUACAUACAAAGAGAGACAAUAAAGUUCGGAAUGAGCAAGUCUGCGCCAGUCCAGGCGGGGGAUACGGAGACCCGUGGACGAAACGGCUCAAGGAUGGCACUGCGGUCCUCACUCAGGUAUGGUGUCAUUGGCACUGCUCAACUGGCCACGAAGGGAGACAUUAAUGCGUCCAUUUGGAACCUUGCUUCUUCAUCGCCAGACACAUCCAUCGCUAGCAGUGCAGGCGAUGCCCUUCCCGACCAAGCCAGUCCGUCGUCAAGUGCGGACCUCGUGGACGCUCGUUGUCCCAAGUGGCAGGAGUCUUCUCACGUCAAAAAGGAGGAGGUCCUUUAUAUUAAAGAGGAAAAGCAGGAGAACAUCAUCAAGGUUCCGCACCCUCACGUUAAGGAGCAGUCGCCUCUUUGCAUUAAAGAGGAGCAAGAAUCACCGGGUAUCAAAGAUGAGGAGGAGGACCUCACUAGCUUGAAAAGUGAAGGUGAGGAGAGCAGAGCGGGGGAGCAACCGAACAGCAGCAGCUCGACAGAACGUGAUGGAGAACACCGUGGAAGAUCACCCAUAGAUCAACUCAUAGCGCCACUUUCAGACAUUGACCACGCAACAUCACACUCUUCUGACUAUGACGAUGAAGAAGAGUCUGAUGGUCAGAAGAUGGGUCGUAGUAACCAACACUGGAAAUGCACUCAGUGUGGUAAUACUUAUCGUUAUUGGUCUCUGUUUAAGCGGCAUAUGGUAAAACACACCGGAGAAAAACCUUUCUCCUGCUCAGUUUGUGGUCGGAGAUUCUCUCAUAAGGCAAACUUAGAAAGACACGACAGGACGCACACUGGUGAGAAACCUUUCCCCUGCUCCGUUUGCAGUCAGAGAUUCUCUGAAAAGGGAACCUUAAUAAAACACACCAGAAUACACACCGGUGAGAAACCUUUCGCCUGCUCAGUUUGUGGUCAGAGAUUCUCACGAAGGGGAACAUUGAAAGUUCACACAAGAACACACACUGGUGAGAAACCGUUCUUAUGCUCAAUUUGUGGUCAGAGAUUCUCUGAAAGGGGAAGCUUAGGUAGGCACGCAAGAACACAACACACUGGUGAGAAACCUUUCUCAUGUUCAGUUUGUGGUAAAAGUUUCUUCCAGAAAGUACACUUAGAAAGUCACACGAUCGCACACAAUGGGGAGAAACCUUUCUCCUGCUCAAUUUGUGGUAAGAGCUUCAUUGAAAAGGGGAACUUAAAAAAUCACACAAGAACGCAUACUGGGGAGAAACCUUUCUCCUGUGCAGUGUGUGGGCAGACAUUCUCUGCAAAAGGAACCUUGAACAGGCACAAAAAAACACACACUGGGGAAAAACCUUUCCUCUGCUCAGUUUGUGGGCAAAGAUUCUCUCUGAAGGGGAAUUUAAAAAGACAUGCAAAAAGACGACACUGCUGAGAAACCCUUCUACUGCUCAGUUUCAACGGUGCCAGGCUACUAAGCACAAGUGUGUAGGUGUGAAAAGCAGUGACCAAGCAAGGCUUUUCCUGAAGUGGAUAAGACAAAACAGAAAAGUACAAUGAAACGGAAAACAAGCAGCUUGUGUUUUGCUCUAACCAGGGUUUGAACGGGUCCUUGAAUUCCUUGAAAAUGCUUGAAAGGUAGGCACAUGAUAUUUUGCAGCACCCUGUCUGUAAAUUUAUAUUAAUAAAUUAAGGUAAGUAAAAUAAAUACACACUCAUUCAGAAGUUGCUUUCCCUUGAUGUCCUGCAUUACAUUGUCGCUCCCAAGAGUACAGUGCAUGUUAGUUAAUGCAUGAGUAGUUUAGGUUUUAAUCAAGUAAAAAGUAUUUAAAUAGUGUAGUUUCAAUCCAUACAUUUGCAUUUGCUGUGCUUUAGAGCAAUUAUUUUAUUGCAUGGCCAGUUUCUCUUUUUGUCACAGUUUUCUUUCACAACCUCCACACACCCCUGCCAGUCAUAGUGAAAUGGUAGCCACUUCGCUCCGCUUCAUUGCCUCUAGGAUGGUAUUCACCUGUGUCUCGAUUGACUACUCUUGGUUAAAGGAAAAGAGCCACUUAUCGUGUUUUAAGGAAUAGGAGAGUUUGUGAUAGCCUUGACUUAUUUACUAUUUUCGGCGAGAAUGGGAUAGUUUUUUGUUGUUGUUGUGAACUACAGUUCCACACAAAAGUACAUCAACAUAUCAUCUAGCUCAGCAGUUGGAGGCAUGAGAGCCAUUUUUCGAGUGUACCAAACUAAAAAAAAGUGCAUUUGUUCCAUCCCACAGACAGCUCGCUAAGGGCGUAACAAAAUGAGUCACAUGUGUAUAAAUGGACACGAAUUGAUUUAUUUACAAAAGCCAAAUGAAUACAAAAUGUGGAAGAAGCUGGCUUCAGGUUAAGCCCAGGCCAAAACAACAAACAAGAGGAAUCUACACUUAAACCCCACCCGCUAACUAAACCCAGAUCGUACAAAAAGACAGCCACUACUCUGGCUUCCUACAAUAAACAAAACAGGAGAAAACGGGUUGAACAGAAAUGGCAGCUUACCCCUACUGCUUCGGUUCUCUUAUUUUCAGUGGUGAACAAAAAGGAUCCAAUAAUGGCAAAACACAAAAGACCUCACCAAAAAAGCGGGAGUGUAACAAACUAGCGAUCUAAUGCGAAAGCGAAUGUAUGGCAAGCAAACAGCUGGCGAGGAGUUACGUGAUGCAAAUGCUGGCAGAUAAAACCUCCCAGAGCGUUGAGAGCGGCUGGUUUUUGAAGUUGGCUCCCUUCCUCGGGUAGCCAAUCAGUUGCAACGAUGUCGUCUGUCCGCCUGGCGUCAAUCGGCUUACUUCACGUUAGGAGGGGAGGCAGUCAGCAGGCGAAAGUGAGGAUCAGGUGACUGGAGGAGUAUCAAAAUAAAACAACAGUUAAGCGGCCAGGGCCAUCACACCCCCUACAUUAAAAACAAACAUAUACCCUUAAUAACAGCUUUGCAUAAGGGUUCUACAUGAAAGGGUUGUGAGGCCAGGAAAUUGCAUCGGCGAUCAUAUUGUCCGUACCUUUUUUGGGACCAAUGUCCAGGUUGAAGUCCUGGACCAACAUGGGCCACCGCAUUAGCUAUUGGUUGUUGUUCCUCAUUUGUCUGAGGAACACUAAUGGGUUAUGGUCAGUAUACACCGCUAUCGGGAGUGGGCUUUACCCCAAGUGAAAUUCAAAAUGUUGGAGCGCCAAUAACAAUGAUAGGGCCUCCUUUUCAAUAGUGCUAUAAUUAACCUGGUAGGCACUAAAUUUUUUUUUUUUUUCUCGAAAAAUAGCAAAUGGGUUGCUCAAUACCUUCCGGGUUGUCCUGCACCAUUACCGCACCAGCUCCACUAUCGCUUGCGUCGACCUCAAGCUUAAACGGAUGAGAAGAGUUUGGAGCUGCCAACACAGGGGUGCUGAAAAGGGUAGCCUUACAAGAAGAAAAUGCAUGUUUGCAGGCGGGUGACCAAACAAACAACACUUUGGUGCUAGUCAAACUAGUGAGGGGGGCAAAAGCCGCAAUAUCCUACAAAGCCCAAAAAUCGUCGUAGCUCCUGCCUGGUUGUCUGCACCGGAUAUUUUAGAAUGGCCUGAACUUUCUCCUCCCACAGUUACCUAUUUGGGAAAACGGGUAACUGUGGCCCACCCAAAUUCACAUUUAGCGAGAUUUAAGGUAAGGUCUGCCCCCCUAAAUCUGCCAAAAACAUUUUUGAGCUCUUGAAGGCAUCCAGAUCAAGUAUCGGUGGAGAUCACCACAUCAUCAAUGUACACCUCGCAGUUAGCUAUGCCCCCCCAACACGAGGUGCAUCAUCCUCUGGAAGGUAGCAGGGGCGCUCCGAAGGCCAAAGGGCAUGACGGUAUAUUGCAAAAAUGUAUCAGGAGUGACAAGCAGAAAUUUCAGUGGCUCGAAGAGUUAAAGGCACUUGCAAGUAACCUUUUAACAAAUCUAAUUCUGUGACAAAUUUUGCUGCACCCAACAUGUCAACACAAUCCUCCAUACAAGGCAAGGGGUACGCAUUAGCUUUUGUAAUGCUGUUUACUUUUCUAAAAUCUGCAAAAUCAUUUGGUAUCGUCGGGUUUCAGAUCUAACAGGCACUGGGAGCUCCAUGCACUAGAGCUGGGGACAGCUAGACGAUUUUCUAAAAAAUAUUGUACCUCCGUCUGGAAAAGGGCACGUUUUGUGGGAUUCACACGGUACGCAUGCUGCUUAAUUGCCGUAUGGCCAUCUACAUCGAUGUCAUGAGAUAACAGCGGUUCGCGAUGAGGUAUCUGUAAACAAACAUUGAAAAUUAUUGAUCAAGUGUAUAAUGUCUUGUUGGGCAGAAGCACUUAAUUGUGGAAGUUGUCCCAGCAAGUCAGCUCAGUACUCAGAAUUGUUCAAACGGGACCAGGGUGGUCCAAUUUCAUGUAGACCAGACACUCGUAGGCCCAACACUAACGUCAUGGCCUUGCUCACGGCCAUGAUGAGCUUCUAGCAUGUUUAUAUGACAAACCCGUGUUUUUCGCCGGCGAUCUGGAGUACGUGAGACGUAGUCUGUGUCACUCAGCCUCUGCUCUACUAUGUAAGGUCCACUGAACUUACCUUGGAGAGCAGAGGUCGUAAGGGGCAAAAACGCUAAAACCUGAUCACCGACUAGAAACGUUCUUUCCCGCGAUUGCGAGGGGAGGCAGCCAGCUGGCGGAGGCGGGGAUCAAGUGACUGGAGGAGUCUUAAAAUAGAACAGCGGUUAAACGCCCUGGGCCGUCAAAACAUUUAUCACGGUUUUCUCAGCUGAGGACCUGUUUCUCUGUCUAACGAACAGCAUGCUAUCACUACGGCAGCACCUCUGCUACAGGACGUGUUCAGAGUUUGCCACAAAACACUCACUGCCGCUAGGAACGCACCCUGCCAGGAUUUGGGGAUUGUGUUAGACGGUUGACU